Molecule: messenger RNA, 634 nt
Organism: Dunckerocampus dactyliophorus (ringed pipefish)
Lineage: Eukaryota; Metazoa; Chordata; Actinopteri; Syngnathiformes; Syngnathidae
Gene: trmt112
Product: tRNA methyltransferase activator subunit 11-2
Exons: 4
Coding region: 132-503 (123 amino acids)
Biological process (GO): tRNA methylation; peptidyl-glutamine methylation; rRNA (guanine-N7)-methylation
Molecular function (GO): protein heterodimerization activity
Source: RefSeq, a predicted model, not a curated record
AUCGUCGCACCUGCUGGCCCAAAUUUUUCGACUUCCGGUCCACAUGUUGUUGAAUGCUAGGCGGUGACUUAUCCACAGUUGUUUUACUUGAAAACGUGUCUUUUUAGAAGUUAUAUUGAAUUUUGAUAAGCAUGAAGCUUCUUACUCACAACAUGUUGACGUCACACGUGAAGGGAGUCACGAAAGGAUACCCAUUGCUAAUCAAGGCCACUGAGGUGAAAGUGAGCGAGGUGGAGUUCAAUCCUCAGUUUGUCAGCCGCAUGAUCCCAAAGCUGGAGUGGAGCGCUCUGGUCCAAGCUGCAGAAGAGUUGGGUCAUCGACAAGACCUACCCGGCGACCUGGUCCCAGACUUUGAGAACAACGAGGAGUUCCUGAAGAAGGUGCACAGAGUUCUCCUAGAGGUGGAGGUGAUAGAAGGCUGUCUGCAGUGUCCCGAGUCAGGACGAGAGUUCCCCAUCUCCAAAGGAAUCCCCAACAUGCUUCUGAAUGAAGACGAGGCGUAGACGACUUACACUGACAGACUGACUUUUGCCAAGAGAAGAUAAUUACUUUCAGUUUUACCACCCAAAUGUCCCCUGAAAGUUGUUUAAUCUGUAUUUAUUUUUGUAUCCUCUUCAGCCGCCCCCCCCCCCCC